Molecule: messenger RNA, 497 nt
Organism: Paramecium pentaurelia
Lineage: Eukaryota; Ciliophora; Oligohymenophorea; Peniculida; Parameciidae
Source: the annotation of a GenBank genome assembly
AUGUUAUUAUAGAAUAUUAAGUAUGAUAUUUAUGAUCCAAUUGAACCAUUUUUAAAUACAAGAUACACAUUUAUUGGACUCAACUAAUUCUUAUCUAUAAAAAUGAUAACACAAUAAGAAUAAAAUUAAUUAGUAGUAAUUCCGAAUUCAAAUAUGGAUAAAAGAUAAGAAUUCUAAUCCUUUUUUAAAACAAUUAUACAUCUUCUAAUCUUUUGUUACAUUUUAUGAUAUACAGUAUUUGUAAUCUUUAUACUUUGAAAGUUAUUAGUACAUAUCAACAAAAAAAAGGAAGCUAAAGAAAUACAACCUUUAGAAGUGGAGGAGUUCUACAUAUUCUAAACUAUCAAUAAGAUUAUAAAUUAGCGUUCAUAAUACGAUCAUUUGUAAUAGAGAGUUCUUAUUUUUACUAUUCCUAUAAAAAUUUAAUUCCAUUUUUAUAGGAAUAGUAAAAAUAAAGUUUUGAUGAUAUUUUAUACUUUUUUUAAUAAAUACUCUGA